Protobothrops mucrosquamatus (brown spotted pit viper) is the source of this 5991-nucleotide messenger RNA. Its product is annotated as sodium channel protein type 8 subunit alpha. The transcript has 26 exons. Lineage: Eukaryota; Metazoa; Chordata; Lepidosauria; Squamata; Viperidae. Gene Ontology annotation, molecular function: voltage-gated sodium channel activity. The coding region runs from base 1 to 5973 and encodes 1990 amino acids. Gene Ontology annotation, biological process: neuronal action potential; membrane depolarization during action potential; sodium ion transmembrane transport. The record is from RefSeq and is a predicted model, not a curated record. Gene Ontology annotation, cellular component: voltage-gated sodium channel complex; plasma membrane; axon.
AUGGCAGGGCGGUUGCUUGCACCACCAGGCCCUGACAGUUUUAGGCCUUUCACUCUGGAAUCUCUGGCUAACAUUGAGAAGCGCAUUGAAGAAGACAAGAAAAAGAAGCGUCCUAAGCAAGACAGCAGUCACAGAGAUGACGAUGAAGAGAACAAACCAAAACCAAACAGUGACCUGGAGGCUGGGAAGAGUUUGCCUUUCAUCUACGGGGACAUCCCCAAAGGCUUGGUUGCUGUGCCAUUGGAGGACUUUGACCCUUACUAUAUGACGGAGAAAACCUUUGUAGUACUAAACAGAGGCAAAACACUCUUCCGAUUUAGUGCCACGCCUGCCUUGUACAUUUUAAGUCCUGUGAACCUGCUUAGGAGAAUAGCUAUUAAAAUUUUGAUACAUUCAGUAUUUAGCAUGAUCAUUAUGUGCACUAUUUUGACGAACUGUGUGUUCAUGACUUUUAGUAACCCACCAGAAUGGUCGAAACAGGUGGAGUACACAUUCACUGGUAUAUACACAUUUGAAUCCCUUGUGAAAAUUAUUGCAAGAGGCUUUUGCAUAGAUAGUUUCACUUUUCUUCGUGACGCAUGGAACUGGCUAGACUUCAGUGUCAUCAUGAUGGCGUAUAUAACAGAGUUUGUAAACCUAGGCAAUGUUUCAGCUCUGCGCACCUUCAGGGUACUGAGAGCUUUGAAAACUAUUUCUGUAAUUCCAGGUCUGAAGACUAUUGUGGGAGCCCUGAUCCAGUCUGUGAAGAAACUCUCUGAUGUGAUGAUUUUGACUGUGUUUUGCCUCAGUGUAUUUGCUUUAAUUGGGCUACAGCUGUUCAUGGGGAAUCUAAGAAACAAAUGUGUCAUCUGGCCCAUCGAUCUCAAUGAGACCUAUCUAGAAAAUGGCACCAAGGGAUUUAAUUGGGAAGAAUACAGCAACAAUAUGUCAAAUUUUUACACAAUACCUGGGUUUCUUGAUCCAUUGUUAUGUGGUAACAGUUCUGAUGCAGGCCAAUGCCCAGAGGGAUACACGUGUAUGAAAGCAGGGAGGAAUCCAAACUAUGGCUAUACCAGUUUUGAUACUUUUAGUUGGGCCUUCCUGGCCUUAUUUCGCCUCAUGACUCAGGACUUUUGGGAAAACUUGUAUCAGUUAACAUUGCGAGCAGCAGGAAAAACCUACAUGAUCUUUUUUGUCCUCGUUAUUUUUGUUGGGUCAUUCUACCUGGUGAACUUGAUUUUGGCUGUAGUGGCUAUGGCCUAUGAAGAACAAAACCAGGCUACAUUGGAAGAGGCAGAGCGGAAGGAAGCAGAAUUCAAGGCCAUGUUGGAACAACUGAAAAAGCAACAGGAGGAUGCUGCAGCCAUGGCUACCUCAGCAGGGACCGUGUCUGAAGAUGGUGUAGAAGAAGAUGGUGGGGGAAGGAUGUCCCACACCUCUUCCGAGUUCUCCAAGCUCAGCUCUAAGAGUGCCAAGGAGAGACGAAACAGAAGGAAAAAGCGGAAGCAAAAGGAGCUCUCGGAAGGAGAGGAGAAGGGAGAUCUUGAGAAAGUAUUUAAGUCAGAAUCAGAAGAUGGAAUGAGGAGGAAGAUCUUCCGCUUGCCGGACAACAGGCUUGGCCGGAAACUCUCCAUUAUGAACCAGUCACUGCUUAGCAUUCCAGGAUCCCCAUAUCUCUCUCGACACAACAGCAAAAGCAGUCUUUUCAGCUUCAAGAGAGGGUUCCGGGAUCCUGGGUCAGAGAAUGAAUUUGCCGAUGAUGAGCACAGCACAGUGGAAGAGAGCGAGGGCAGGAGGGAUUCACUCUUCAUCCCUAUCCGAGGCUAUGACAGGAAAAGCAGCUACAGUGGUUACAGUGGUUAUAGCCAAGGAAGCCGGUCAUCACGCAUUUUUCCCAGCAUUCGUCGGAACGUGAAGCGGAAUAGCACUGUGGACUGUAAUGGUGUGGUCUCCCUGAUCGGUGGCCCAACUUCUAACAUCCCCAGCGGGCGUCUUCUGCCUGAGGUGAUAAUAGAUAAGGCAGCUACUGAUGACAAUGUAAGGAAGUCAGCAACCACAGAAGUAGAGAUUAAGAAGAAAGCCACUGGGUCACUUCUGGUGUCAAUGGACCAACUGAAUGCUUCAUAUGGAAGAAAGGAUAGAACCAAUAGUAUAAUGACAGUCAUAACAAAUACUCUUGUAGAAGAACUGGAAGAAUCCCAAAGAAAAUGUCCCCCUUGCUGGUACAGAUUUGCUAACACCUUCCUCAUUUGGGAGUGCCACCCACACUGGGUGAAGUUAAAAGAGAUUGUCAACCUGAUUGUCAUGGAUCCUUUUGUGGAUUUAGCCAUUACUAUCUGUAUUGUUCUAAAUACUCUUUUCAUGGCAAUGGAACAUCAUCCCAUGACCCCACAAUUUGAGCAUGUCUUGGCUGUAGGAAAUCUGGUUUUUACUGGAAUUUUUACAGCUGAAAUGUUCCUGAAGCUCAUAGCAAUGGAUCCCUACUACUAUUUUCAAGAAGGGUGGAACAUUUUUGAUGGAUUUAUUGUCUCACUCAGUUUAUUAGAACUGAUGCUAGCAGAUGUGGAGGGGCUUUCAGUGCUGCGAUCUUUCAGAUUGCUGAGAGUCUUCAAGCUGGCAAAAUCCUGGCCAACUCUGAACAUGCUGAUAAAAAUCAUUGGUAAUUCAGUGGGUGCCUUGGGGAACCUGACCUUGGUGCUGGCCAUCAUUGUUUUCAUAUUUGCUGUAGUGGGGAUGCAGCUUUUUGGCAAGAACUACAAGGAAUGUGUCUGCAAAAUCAACCCUGAGUGUGUUCUUCCACGAUGGCAUAUGCAUGACUUCUUCCACUCUUUUCUUAUCGUCUUCCGUGUACUAUGUGGAGAAUGGAUUGAAACUAUGUGGGACUGUAUGGAAGUGGCAGGACAGGCAAUGUGCCUUAUUGUCUUCAUGAUGGUGAUGGUCAUUGGAAAUCUGGUGGUGCUGAAUCUGUUCUUGGCCUUGUUGCUGAGCUCUUUUAGUGCAGACAACCUUGCAGCCAGUGAUGAUGAUGGUGAGAUGAACAACUUGCAGAUCUCUGUCAUCCGGAUCAAGAAGGGCAUUGCUUGGACAAAGAUUAAAGUGCAUGAAUUUGUGCAGACGCACUUCAAGCAGAGAGAGGCAGAUGAAGUUAAGCCACUGGAUGAGCUGUACGAUAAGAAGAUGAACUGCAUUGCUAACCAUACAGGGGCAGAUAUAAAUCGGGAGAUUGAUUAUCAGAAGAAUGGGAACGGCACCACCAGUGGCAUUGGCAGCAGCGUAGAGAAGUACAUCAUUGAUGAAGAUCACAUGUCAUUUAUCAACAACCCUCACCUCACUGUUCGUGUUCCCAUUGCGGUGGGUGAGUCUGACUUUGAGAAUCUCAACACAGAAGAUUUCAGCAGUGACACUGACCCUGCUGGCAGCAAAGAGAAGCUGGAUGAUACAAGCUCAUCAGAGGGGAGCACCAUAGAUAUAAAACCAGAGGCAGAAGAGGUACCUGUGGAAGCACCAGAAGAAUACUUGGAUCCUGACGCAUGUUUCACUGAAGGCUGUGUUCAACGGUUCAAAUGCUGUCAAGUCAGCAUAGAAGAAGGACUGGGCAAGUCUUGGUGGAACUUAAGAAAGACAUGUUUUCUCAUUGUGGAACAUAACUGGUUUGAAACCUUCAUUAUCUUCAUGAUCUUGCUCAGCAGUGGAGCUUUGGCCUUUGAGGAUAUUUAUAUAGAACAGAGAAAGACAAUACGCACCGUCUUGGAGUAUGCUGACAAAGUCUUCACCUACAUCUUUAUCCUUGAAAUGUUGUUGAAGUGGUGUGCCUAUGGAUUUGUGAAAUUCUUCACGAAUGCCUGGUGUUGGUUGGAUUUCCUCAUUGUAGCAGUCUCUUUAGUCAGCCUUAUAGCUAAUGCCCUGGGCUACUCGGAACUAGGUGCCAUUAAAUCCCUUAGGACACUCAGAGCCUUGAGGCCUUUAAGAGCGUUGUCCCGAUUUGAGGGGAUGAGGGUGGUUGUGAAUGCCUUGGUGGGUGCCAUACCCUCCAUUAUGAAUGUGCUGUUGGUCUGCCUUAUCUUCUGGCUGAUUUUCAGCAUUAUGGGGGUUAAUCUCUUUGCUGGGAAGUAUCAUUACUGCUUUAAUGAGACGGCUGAGUAUCAAUUUGAAAUAGAAGAAGUCAACAACAAGACAGAGUGUGAGAAGCUGAUGUAUCCCAAUGAAACCGAUAUCCGGUGGAAGAAUGUAAAGAUUAAUUUUGACAAUGUUGGUGCAGGGUACCUGGCCCUUCUACAAAUCGCUACCUUCAAAGGCUGGAUGGAUAUAAUGUAUGCAGCAGUAGAUUCUAGAAAGCAAGAAGAGCAGCCCAGGUAUGAGGACAACAUCUACAUGUAUAUCUACUUCGUCAUCUUCAUCAUCUUUGGAUCCUUCUUCACUUUGAAUCUCUUCAUUGGUGUUAUUAUUGACAACUUCAAUCAGCAAAAGAAAAAGUUUGGAGGUCAGGAUAUCUUUAUGACAGAAGAACAGAAGAAAUACUACAAUGCCAUGAAAAAAUUAGGCUCCAAAAAACCUCAAAAGCCAAUUCCCAGGCCUCUGAACAAAAUCCAAGGCGCUGUCUUCGACUUUGUCACCCAGCAAGCCUUUGAUAUACUAAUAAUGCUGCUCAUCUGUCUCAACAUGGUGACUAUGAUGGUUGAAACCGACACACAGAGCAAAGAGAUGGAGGAGAUCCUCUACUGGAUCAAUUUUGUCUUUGUUAUCUUUUUCACUUGCGAGUGUGUGCUGAAAAUGUUUGCCUUACGUCACUAUUAUUUCACUAUUGGAUGGAAUAUUUUUGAUUUUGUGGUUGUGAUACUCUCCGUUGUGGGUAUGUUUUUGGCAGAAAUCAUAGAGAAAUAUUUUGUGUCACCAACUCUCUUCAGAGUCAUCCGCCUGGCCCGUAUUGGUCGAAUCCUGCGCUUGAUCAAAGGAGCUAAAGGGAUCCGUACCUUGCUUUUUGCCUUAAUGAUGUCUUUGCCUGCCUUGUUCAACAUUGGCCUCCUGCUCUUUUUAGUGAUGUUCAUCUUUUCCAUCUUUGGAAUGUCAAACUUCGCUUAUGUCAAGCAUGAGGCAGGUAUUGACGACAUGUUCAACUUUGAGACUUUUGGCAACAGCAUGAUAUGCUUAUUCCAAGUCACUACCUCAGCUGGAUGGGAUGGGUUGCUCUUACCCAUCCUCAACCGUCCUCCAGACUGUGAUUUGGAAAAGGAACAUCCUGGGAGUGGCUUCAAAGGUGACUGUGGGAAUCCUUCCGUAGGGAUCUUUUUCUUUGUUAGCUAUAUCAUCAUCUCCUUUCUGAUUGUGGUAAAUAUGUACAUUGCCAUCAUUCUAGAGAACUUCAGUGUGGCUACAGAGGAAAGUGCUGAUCCACUGAGUGAAGAUGACUUUGAAACCUUCUAUGAGAUCUGGGAGAAGUUUGACCCUGACGCUACCCAGUUCAUUGAAUACUGCAAGUUGGCAGACUUUGCAGAUGCUUUGGAACACCCUCUUCGUGUUCCUAAGCCCAACACCAUUGAACUCAUUGCCAUGGAUUUGCCAAUGGUCAGUGGGGACAGAAUCCAUUGCCUGGACAUCCUCUUUGCCUUUACCAAGCGUGUAUUGGGUGACAGUGGUGAACUAGACAUCUUGAGGCAACAGAUGGAAGAAAGAUUUGUGGCUUCUAACCCUUCCAAAGUGUCUUAUGAGCCCAUCACAACCACAUUACGGCGCAAACAGGAGGAAGUCUCUGCACUGGUGAUCCAGAGGGCUUACAGGGUCCGUUUAGCAAGGAGGGGAUUUAUCUGCCGAAAAAAUGUCUCCAACAGAAUAGAAAAUGGAGGGACAAAUAGGGAGAAAAAAGAAGGCACUCCAUCCACGGCUUCCCUCCCAUCGUACGACAGUGUAACUAAGCCUGAAAAAGAAAAACAGCGGGCCGAAGAAGGGAGACGCGAAAGAGCAAAAAGGCAAAAAGACGUCAGGGAAUCCAAAUGCUGAGAUGAUCUAUAAUAAUAA